GGUCCUGUGCUGAAAGAGCUUGGGGGGGAGCCGGUGGUGGGGAGCUAGCGAGAGCUGGGAAGGGGGCUCUGGCCACAGGGCGUCUCCAGCCAGCCAGUAGGAGCCUGGGGCACAGGGCACAGAGGUGCUGUCCUGCUCUGCCCGUUCCCUUGCUCCCCGCGCCCCCUCCUGCCCUGUGGUAAACAGGCACCUGCCACUUCCCAGUGCCCUCACCAGCAUGUGCCAACCCGCCCCCCUCCCUCUGGCUUUGCAGGAGGGUAGCAGCGAAUGGCCCGGCCAGGGCCCCCUGGCCAGGGCCCCCCGGCUGGCCUGGCCCCGGAACCUUUGGCCAGUUCCAUGGAAGGCGUCACAAAGGGAGUCCCAGGACCCGGCCCCACCUCCGGGCUCCUCUGCCCCCCAGAAUGGAGCCACAGCGGGCGUAAGGGUGCGAGGCUGGCUGCUCCGCCCAGGCCCUAUGCCAGGGCACCAUGUCUCACGGCUGCAACCAGUGCCCACACGGCCCCUGUGCCCACGGCCCAGCAGGAACCUGCAGCUGGGCCUGCGGGCAGCACACGGGCAUGUGGGAACGGGACCACGGCGUGUGCCCUGCCGCAGACAGCCGCACCUGGGGCCCCGAAGGGGCGUGCUGGGGCUGGGAGGGGGCCAAGCCCAGCCCUCCGCCUGCGACAGGGGUCUCUCCGCCCGGUGGGCGCCCGAACCCAGGGGACACGCUCUCCUGCAGCGCAGCCCAGGGGCGGCAUCUCCAGCCAGGCCAGGCGCAUGGCGGCUGCUGCAGCUGGCGCGCCGGAGCUGGGAGGAUCGAGCGAGACACCUGCUGGGCCAAGGUCUGGCCGAGCCUGACCCGUCCCCAGGUGCCCCGGCAGCAGGAGGCGGCGGCAGUGGACAGCGACGGCAGGGGCGCCAAGCCAUGCCCAUGCCAAGCAGCGCUGCCCUGCGGCCUGGGGGCACCGUCACGCUCUGCAGACAGCCUGGACAGCUGUGGGUUCUCCACUGCCACCUCGUCCCUCAGCACCCCCAGCCUCUGCGAGGGCAAAGGCAGGGCAGAUGAGAGGGCUCUGGCCUCUGCCCCAGACCUGGGGGGCUCAGCGGAGGAAACCAUCAGCUCCAUGCUGGGCUGCUGCGCCAUCAGCCUCGGGGCAGCAGCCCUGCCCCUCGGCAUCGACAGAUCCCCCACUUCCAACAGCACCGCGGCGCAGCUGCUGGAGGAGUUCCUGACCCAGAAGGCCCGAGCGACAGACCUGGCCGCCCUGCCUGCCAGCACGGACGGAGGUAGCCCCCCAGGGCAGGGGGACGUCCUGCACAGAGCCUGCUGCCCCAGCCACCCCACCGCCUCCACCUCUCUGCAGCAGCUGUGGCACCACAACCACCGCUUCCAGCAGGCUAUGGCACGCUUUGAGAGCGGCACAGAGGCCUGUGGCUGGCAGAGCGAGCUGGGCCAGCUGCCGGCCAGAGAGACCAGGCAGGCGUGGGGCGCAGGGGGCACACAGCACUGCAGCCGUAGCGGGGAAGCCAGGCGGGCCGAGCCACGUCCGCCCCACCGCAGCAUGGCAUGGGACUCUGCUGUGUGCAAUGCCAGGGGCCCUCCCUUCCACGCCACAGGCCUGCCCAUGGGACACGGGUGCUGUGCCACCGUUGAAGUCGUGGGCAGGAGACCUCGACAGGACCAGGGCCGAGGCUGGAGCUCUGCAUUUCACUGCUGCUGCCGCAAGCCCUGCAGCGACCGUGCCAGCCCCCGCCCAGCCUGGGAACCCCAGCGCGACGGCAGAGGCACCCAGGCGACCAGGGGGAGCCACAGGGAAAUGGGAGGCACCCCCGAAUGGACUGAGACGUGUCCCAGCGACCUGCCCGCCACGUACCUCAGCCACCACACGGUGCAGGCAGCGCUGAGACGGGCACACUCGAGCCACAGCACCCUGUGCCUCCAUGCCCAUAACACAGGCUCCUGGGCCAGCACCUCCUGCUCUGACCACGCGCCAGGGAGCCCCUGCCAGGCAACCAGCAGAGCUGCCACGAGGCCCCGCCCAGGAGACUGCUAUGCCCCCCUCUGGCCUGGCAGGAGCUGCCCUUGGGAACCAGAGCCCAUGAUGACCCCCCAGACCCCCCAGCCUGGCCCCAGGAAGCUGAGCUGCAGCGACACAGACCCUGCCGAGAGCCCGGAAGACGACUGCACUUGCACCUACUGCAUGAAACGGUGCCAGCCGGGCCGGUGCCCGGGGGCCUGGAGCCAGAGCCACCCCCCGCUGGGCGGGGACGAGCAGGACUCAGAGCACGGCUGCAAGCGGGACCCCAGGAGGGAGCGGGGCAGGGACCAGGGAUGGGACGGGGAGGAACAAGCUACCUGGGACGGCCCCUUCAAGGUCAUCGGACAGGUAAACGAGGUGAACUAUGUGGUGGAACUGUCCAGCCGGGCUCACCGCCGCCGGGUGCACCAUGUCAACAGGAUGAAGUCGUACUGGGGCAGGGAGAAGUUGGACGGGUCAAUCCAGUUCAGUGUGGACUAUUGGAAGCUCAAUGCCAUCACCGUGUCCGAUGCCCACCCCAUGCCUAGGACUGAUGAGAUCCUAGAGAAGUUGGGGGGCGCCCGGUACCUCACUACCAUGGAUCUUACCAAAGGCUACUGGCAGGUGCCUUUGGACCCGGAGGCCAGGAUGAAGUCUGCCUGCACCACCCCAAUAGGGCUCUUCGAGUUCCUGGUCCUGCCUUUCGGUCUCAAGGGGGCACCUGACACCUGCCAGCGUCGGGUGGACAAAUUACUAAGGGGGACGGAGGACUUUGCUCUGGCGUAA
Molecule: messenger RNA, 2786 nt
Organism: Mauremys reevesii (Reeves's turtle)
Lineage: Eukaryota; Metazoa; Chordata; Testudines; Geoemydidae
Exons: 5
Coding region: 468-2786 (772 amino acids)
Source: RefSeq, a predicted model, not a curated record